This is a messenger RNA of Closterium sp. NIES-65, 1065 nucleotides long. NCBI's taxonomy places the organism in Eukaryota, Viridiplantae, Streptophyta, Zygnematophyceae, Desmidiales, Closteriaceae. The record is from the annotation of a GenBank genome assembly.
AUGGCUACCCCUAGUGUCCUCGCUUUUGACGCUGAGGGUCGGGCCAUUGACUUUGAGGUCUGGGUAGACGACCUGCAGCUGUUCUUACAGUGCGAUAGGGCAGACGGCCUCUCUCUCUUUGACCUUACCUCUGGCGCUUCCCCUGCCCCUGCUGCUGAUGCUGACGCCACUGUUCGCUCCCAGUGGGCCACGCGCGACGCUGCUACACGUCUUGCUGUGCGUCGCCACCUCCCUACCUCCGAGCGUGCGCACUUUAGUCAGUACAAGAGUGCUCAGACCUUGUACGACGCUGUAGUCGCGCGCUACUCCUCCCCUGCCACUGCUGCACUGAGCCGUCUCAUGCUACCGUACCUCUUCCCUGACCUUGCUGCCUUUCCCACCGUGGCUGACCUCAUAACGCACCUCCGCACUGCAGUGACACUCGCUACCGCGCUGCUCUCCCUGCUGACUUCUGCGCCAAGAACCCCCCCCCCCAUGUACAUCACUCUGUACUUCCUAGUCACUCGCCUUACUGACUCCCUUCGAGUAGUCAGGGACCACUUUCUCUCAGUCUGUCCCACCACACUCACUGUCGAUCUCCUCGAGAAGGCCCUCUUAGCAGCGGAGAAGAGUAUAGUCGCUGUACGAGCCUCUCGAGGUGACCCGCGCACCCCCAUCUUUGAGGGGUGUUCCCCCUCCCCCCUGCUGCUCUUUGUUGCCUCUGCUGCUACGGCCGACCUCCUUGGUCUUGAGUCGGUCAGUGCGGCGUCUGCCCGUAGCGGGAGACGCCGCCCUGGCAAGGGCAAGGGGGGCAAGGGAGCUGGAGGAGCGGGCGGUGGAGGUGGAGGUGGAGGCGGUGGGGGUAGUGGGGUGCGGUGGGAGUGGAGGUGCGGGUGGGGGGGUCGGUGGCGGCGGUGGAGGCGAAGGCGGCGGCGGCGGUGGGCGGUGGGAGCGGAGGUGGCGGAGGAGGCGGCGGUGGAGGCGGCGGUGGAGGCGGCGGUGGAGGCGGCGGCAGUAGCGGAGGCGGCGGAGGCGGUGGGGGUGGCGGUGGAGCUGGUCGCGGGCCUUCGCAGAGGAGUGGCUCCG